Penicillium canescens is the source of this 291-nucleotide messenger RNA. RefSeq lists its product as uncharacterized. The record is from RefSeq and is a predicted model, not a curated record. The coding region runs from base 1 to 291 and encodes 96 amino acids. NCBI's taxonomy places the organism in Eukaryota, Fungi, Ascomycota, Eurotiomycetes, Eurotiales, Aspergillaceae. The transcript has a single exon.
AUGUUGUGCACCCGCAUUAUCAAGCACAAGGUAUUUCUCGCAUUUUUCUUCGUGUCCAAGCUUGUGGCAGUUGUUACAAGCAAGGCCUAUGCCGGCGUCACCACGGACGGCAGUGCACCACAUCCAUGGACCGUUGAGCUCCUGACAGUGUACACACUCCGUGUCAAUCUCCAUUCGGUCGCCCACCACAGUCAUGAUGGCGCUCUCUGCGUUCAGUUUGUUGCUGUUCAGAAAGACUGCCAAUGCUUCAGCGGUCAUGGCUCACUCCUCACGAAGACGAGGCUCACGUAA